AUGCCGAAGCACGAGGAGCUGGCGGAGGAGGUGGAGGAGGAGAAGGUCGACCUGUCGUCGUGUGUGCUUGAGACGCCCAGGGAGCUGGCGGUGGACCUGCUGCCGUUCCAACGAGAGUCGCUGUGGUGGAUGGAGCAGCAGGAGGAGGGAGAGGUGAAAGGAGGCAUCCUCGCUGACGAGAUGGGGAUGGGUAAGACCAUCCAGACUAUCGCCCUGCUCCUGCACCGCAAGGAAAAGGCGAGAGCUUGGGCGCGGACUCAGCCGGCGGAGGGAGGAGGAGAGAGCGAUGUUGGAUCGGGAUGCAGUGGAGGAGGAGGAGGAGGAGGAGUGAAGAGGAGAGGAGGGACGCUGGUUGUCUGUCCUGUCUCUGCUAUGAGUCAGUGGCAGGCUGAGAUCACCAGCCGCACCCUCCCCAACUCGCUCUCUGUCCUCGUCUGGCAUGGAUCGGAUCGCUCGGCCCUGCCAGCUUCUGCUCUCUCCUCCUUCGACGUCGUCGUCACCUCCUUCUCCGUCCUCGAGGCUGACUGGCGCGCGUCCUGCCAUCGAGUCGCCUGCCGCUUCUGCCGCAAGCUCUUCCUCCCCCGCGUUCUUCUCCUCCACAACCGCUACUUCUGCGGCCCCUCGGCCGUUCGCACGCAGCGGCUGCAGCUGCGGGAGAGGAAGAGGCCGCGUGCCUCCUGCCUCUCCUCUUCCUCCGAAGGCGAUGUGGAGGAAGCGACGAGACAGUCGAUGCAACAGCGGCGAGUGCAGGAGGAGGAGCAGGAGGCAGGGCCGCAGGAGGAGGAGAGGAGGACCAAGGCGUCGCCUCUGCAUGAGGUCGAGUGGUACCGGGUGGUGCUGGACGAGGCGCACAGGAUCAAGAGCAGGACGACCGGAACCUCCAAGGCUGCUCACGCGCUCCCUGCUCAGCAUCGCUGGUGCCUCACGGGGACCCCCCUGCAGAACCGGCUGGGGGACCUCGUCUCCUUCCUCCGCUUCCUCCGCUGGCAGCCCUGGGCCUGCUUCUUCUGCUCGGUGAAGGAGUGCGAGUGCUGCGAGGUGCAGCCGGAGUUCGGGGAGGAGAGGAGGAGGUGCGAGAGCUGCGGACACUCGCCGCUGCGGCACUUCUCCUACUUCAACAAGUGGGUGCUCAAUCCCAUCCUCCGGUUCGGGUUCGUGGGGCAGGGGAGGAUGGCGAUGAAGCUGCUGAGGAAGGAGGUGCUGGGACGGGUCAUGCUGCGACGGACCAAGGAGGAGAGGAGGGAGGAAGUGAAGCUGAAGGGAAAGGAGGUGAAGACGAGGAUGCUGCAGUUGAGCAGGGACGAGCGAGCCUUCUACGAGAGUCUCUUCCUCGAGACCCGCGAGACCUUCGACACCUUUGUCGAGCACGGCAACCUCCUCCACAACUACGCCCACGUCUUCGAGCUCCUUGCUCGGAUGCGUCAGGCGUGCGACCAUCCUCUCCUCGCGCUCCUCUCCCGUCACUCUUCCCUCCCCGAGCAGCAGUCCUCCUCCUACUGCGACAAGUGCUUCAAGCUCUUCCUGCAGGACGAGGAGCCGGUCCGCACCAAGUGCGAGCAUAGCUUCCACAGAGCUUGCUUGACCAACAGCUCGACCAACAGCUCGACCGACAGCUCGCCACCUCCUCCUCCUCCUCACCAGCAGCAGCAGCAGCAGCAGCAGCAGCAGCAGCAGCAGCAGCAGCAGCAGCAGCCUCUUAACCUUGAGGAUGACAUGCUGCCUCUUCGCUGUCCUGCCUGCCAGGCUGCUCUCGCCCUUGACCUGCGAGUCAAUGCCAGCGGGUUUGAGAAGAGGAAGAGAGCGAAGAAGAAGUCGAUCCUUCGACAGAUCGACUUGCAAAACUUUCGUCCGAGUUCGAAGCUGAAAGCGGUGCGGGAAGAGCUCGAGGAGCUUCGCAAGGACAAGAGGAACAAGGCUGUCAUCUUCUCUCAGUUUACGCGCAUGCUCGACCUCCUCCUGCACUACUUCGCCUCCUCCUCCACCCCCCUCAAGUGCGUCAGACUCACUGGCGACAUGCCGCGAGCGGCUCGUGACCUCAACCUCAAGGCCUUCAACGAAGACCCUGAGACUGCGGCUAUUCUCAUCAGCCUGCGAGCAGGAGGAGAAGGUUUGAACCUUCAGGCAGCCAACCAUGUCUUCAUCGUGGACCCCUGGUGGAACCCCGCGGCUGAGCUUCAGGCCAUCGACCGAACUCAUCGGAUAGGACAGACGCGGCAGGUGUUCGCCACAAGGUUCAUAGUAUCCGACAGCAUCGAGGAGAGGAUAAUGGAGCUGCAGCGCAAGAAGCAGCUGAUCGUGUCGGGCACCAUCGAUGGAGAGGACUCGGCGAUGAUGCAGCUGUCGCAGGAGGACCUCGCUUUCCUCUUCACCCGAUGA
Molecule: messenger RNA, 2376 nt
Organism: Guillardia theta CCMP2712
Lineage: Eukaryota; Cryptophyceae; Pyrenomonadales; Geminigeraceae
Exons: 9
Coding region: 1-2376 (791 amino acids)
Molecular function (GO): ATP-dependent chromatin remodeler activity; ATP binding
Source: RefSeq, a predicted model, not a curated record